Molecule: messenger RNA, 4219 nt
Organism: Perca fluviatilis (European perch)
Lineage: Eukaryota; Metazoa; Chordata; Actinopteri; Perciformes; Percidae
Product: voltage-dependent calcium channel subunit alpha-2/delta-4-like
Exons: 39
Coding region: 592-3831 (1079 amino acids)
Cellular component (GO): voltage-gated calcium channel complex
Molecular function (GO): voltage-gated calcium channel activity
Source: RefSeq, a predicted model, not a curated record
AUUACGUUGCAAAUUGGGUGACAGUGGAGGCGAGCGGCUGCAGAAUCUGCUGCAGACUGCCGGCUUUAUGUCUUCCUAAAUAUCUGCGGAGUGGAGAAAUUAACGCGCUAAUCGGCCCUGGCUUCAACCUGGAAGAACCUGGAGCAGGUGCAGAGGAAAGCUUCCCGAUGUCCGAGUCUCUGACGUGGACUCAUUUCCUUUAACCACAAGAGUUUCUUCUUCCUAUUCGUGCGUCGACAUUUGAUUUUAAAUCUCUUGUCGGUUUGUCCCUGGACGACUUUAAAGUCAUUCAGAAUAUCUCUGGAAGCUUUUUUUUUUUUAAAGAAGAUGAGAAGCUAAAAGAGGAAGUGGUUCGAGAAGAUGCGGGCAGCAGGACGGGUCUAUCCAGACAUGACGGAGAGAGUUCAGGGUCCGAAGCUCGCCACCGUGACCGCCGCGUUCUUCUUCUGUCUUUAGCCACCAUGAGGAAGCCGUUUCCUACAAACUCUUCAUGAUCCCCUCGAGCUUUCAGAGCCGAUCCGCGUCUGUGUAACUGUAUUUUAAAGAGUUUGAGCCGCGAGGAGCUUUGCGUCGGGAGUUGGAAAAAGCGGGAUGGCAGGCGGGACGCCGGGAACGAGGGCGCUCCUGAGGAUUCUGGGAUUUUUCUGCCUGUGGAUUACGGCUCAGGCUCAGAUGAAGAUCCCACCGGAGACGGUGCAGCAGUGGGCGUCUGAGUUCUCCGUUCAGCUUCGAGACUUCACCACCAAAUACUCCGGCUCUCAGCUGCUGCAGAAGAAACUGAAGGAUGUCGAGUCCAUCGUUAAGAUCGUGGAGGUGGACGGAAACGACCUGGUGAAGGAUUAUUCGGAUGAAAUCGAGCGAAUGUUGGGAAGCAAGAUGAAGUCCGUGAAGAGGUUGGCGGAGUCUGCAGAGGAUGCCGACCUGUACCACGACUUCAACGCUUCAUUGACGUUUGAUUACUACAACUCCAUGAUGAUCAACAAGGUGGACGAGGACGGGAACAGCGUGGAGCUGGGCGGAGACUUCCCCCUGGAGGAGAACGAACACUUCAACAACAUGCCGGUGAACACGCUGCUGAGCGACAUCCAGAUCCCCACCAACGUCUACAACAAAGAUCCCAACAUCAUCAAUGCCAUCUACAACUCGGAGGCGUUGAACGACGUCUUCAUCAGUAACUUCCAGAAGGAUCCGACGCUUACCUGGCAGUUCUUCGGCAGCUCCACCGGCUUCUUUAGGAUCUACCCCGGUAUUAAAUGGACUCCGGACGCCAACGGUGUGGCCGCUUUCGACUGCAGGAACAGAAACUGGUACAUCCAGGCAGCCACGUCUCCCAAAGACAUCAUCAUCAUGGUGGACAUCAGCGGCAGCAUGAAGGGGCUGAAGAUGACCAUCGCCAAACACACCAUCAACACUCAUCUCUGGACACGUUGGGGAGAAUGUACUUUCAUUAACUGUUAUCAUUACACUGACUACGUUCGCUACGUGGAGCCGUGCUUCAGAGGAACUCUGGUCCAGGCGGACCUGGACAACAGAGAGCACUUUAAGUUGCUGGUGGAGAGUCUGCAUGUUAAAGGAGAAGCCAAGAUCAAGAACGCCAUGAAGGAGUCCUUCAAAAUCCUCAGCGAGGCGAGGACCAACGGUCAGGGCAGCAUGUGUAACCAGGCCAUCAUGCUGAUCACAGACGGAGCCAUGGAGGACUUUCAGUCCGUCUUUGAGGAGUUCAACUGGCCUGAACGCAGGGUGCGAGUCUUCACCUACCUGAUCGGCAGAGAGAUGACUUUCGCUCAAAGCGCCAAGUGGAUCGCCUGCAACAACAAAGGUUACUACACACACAUCUCCACGCUGGCCGACGUGCAGGAGAACGUCAUGGAGUACCUGCACGUGCUCAGCCGACCAAUGGUCAUCAACCACAACCAUGACAUCAUCUGGACGGAGGCCUACAUGGACACUGUGCUUCCCAAAACCAAGGAGCUCUUCUACACCAAAGCUCAGAGUCUGCUGCUGAUGACCUCAGUGGCCAUGCCGGUCUUCAGCAAGAAGAAGGAAACGCUGUCCCAUGGGAUCCUGCUGGGCGUGGUCGGCACCGACGUCCCACUGAUGGAGGUGAUGAAGCUGGCACCCCGAUACAUGCUGGGCGCUCACGGCUACGCCUUCCUCAUCACCAACAACGGUUACAUCCUGGCUCACCCUGACCUCCGACCUCUGUACAAAGAUGGAAAGAAACUGAAGCCGAAGCCGAACUACAACAGCGUGGAUAUGGCCGAGGUGGAGUGGGAGGAUACAGACGAGACGCUGAGAACCGCCAUGGUGAGGGGAGAGACUGGCAGCUACAGGCUGAGCGUCAGAGCCUCAGUGGACAAAGGGAAACGGCCCCUGUACCUCGUCAACGACUACUUCUACACAAACAUCGAUGAGACGCCUUUCAGCUUCGGCAUGGUGCUGACGAGGGGUCACGGAAGCGUCAUGUUUAUCGGGAAUGUUUCCGUGGAGGAAGGCCUGCACGAUCUCACCUCCCCGGACCUCAGCAUCGCCACCGAGUGGACGUACUGUGAGACGGACAUCGACCCCAGCCACCGGAAGUACUCCCAGCUUCAGGCCGCUAUCCGCUACCUGCUGGGCAAGGAGCCCGACCUCCAGUGUGACGAGUUGUUGCUGCAGCACACGCUGUUUGACGCCGUGGUGACGGCUCCGAUGGAAGCCUACUGGAACGCCCUGAUGCUCAGCGACGGGGUGGAGGCGGGUGUGGAGACGGCCUUCCUCGGGACUCGUUCGGGCCUGAUGAGGAUCAUAAGAUACGCAGGAGUGGAGACCAGAGUGGCAAAGCGGUUUCUGACUGAGGUUGAUAAGGACAACCUGUUCACCAUCGAUCACUUCCCUCUGUGGUACCGCCUGGCCGUGGAAAACACUCCUGGAAGCUUCUACUACUACUCCGUCAACGACAAAGGAGUGAAGUACGUGAUCGCGACGACAGCGGUGACGGUGUCGUCGGGCGGGAGGACGGCCAUGGCCGGAGCGAUCGGGGUGCAGCUGUCCUUGGAAUUGCUGGAAAAGAGGUUCUGGGCCAUCGCCAAGCAGCCCAGCGACACAGACUGUUCAGCCACCGAAGGCGUGUGUCCUCUCAGCUGUGAGAGUACUGUCGGACGCUUCCUGGGCGAGGUGGACGGGUCCGUGAUGGCUUCGCUCGUCAAGAUGGGACUGUACAAAAAGGUGUCGUUGUUCGACUACCAGGCCAUGUGUAAGAACAGUCAUCAUCACGCCAGCAGCGCCCGCCCUCUGCUCAGCCCCUUUUAUUGCAUCGCUGCGUUAAUCAGAUGGCUCUUCUCCAACGCUCUGAUGUUCCUGCUGGACUUCAAUCUCUGUGGUCUCUGGCACUCGGAUUACUUUGUGGACGCCAAGGCUGGCUAUCAUACAAGUCAUAAGCAGAGGAAGAUGGAUGCGUAUCAGCCCUGCGACACGGCGUAUCCUGGCUUCAUGUACGACUCGUCUGUCAGGGAAGCCAACAGCCUCAUCAAGUGUGGACGCUGCCAGAAGAUGUUUGUGGUGCAGCAGAUCCCUGACAGUAACCUGGUUCUGGUUGUGACUCAGGCCGACUGUGACUGUUCCCGUCAGUACGGACCCAUGCUGCUGGAGCCCAAAGAGAUCAAAUAUAACGCCACAGUGAAGUGCAACAGGAUGAAAUCCCAGAAGGUGCGGCGGCGUCCGAGUUCCUGCCACGCCUACCACCCGAAGGAAAAUGCCAAGGACUGUGGCGGGGCGUUGGCCAUCAUCCCGUCGCUCUCCGUCUUCUCGGUGUCUUUGCUUGUCUCAACGCUCCUCCGCCAUUGGACGUAAAGAAGGAACCAAUCAGGAUGCUCCGAGGGAGGCGGCAGAAAAGUAGAACCAAAACGCCAGGACAGGACUUUAUUUAAUUUUUUUUUCACGAGAGACGACGGGACAUCUCAGAUUUUCUUUCCUGCUGUUCAGACGAGUCUCGGCUUGCUGCAGUGGCGAUAAAGGGCUAUUUCUUAUUUUUUAGACUUUGCUGAACUUGAAUGAGGAAGAAAGAGUCCAGAUUCUGUUGAAACAGACUCGGGUGGACGGACGUAAACAGUGCGGCGAACUGUUGCCAUUUACACUCAAAGAAUGUAGUAUCUUUGUAGCUUUUUGAUACAGAAAUAUUGUACACAAAGUAGAGUUUUACAUUCAAAUGACUUAAUAAAAAAAAGUAGGAGCAUCAAAA